UAGCACCCUCUCUGCUCACUGAGCCCACUGGGCCGCAUUCAAGGGGCAGACCGAGACCGCCCCCCACUCACCCACCAUCCCACCCACCAUGGACAUCCACAAGCCCGACUUCUGGCUGCGAUUACACGGGCAGGUCCCGGGCCUGUUGAACUGGCCCAUGGACGAAGAGCUUCAGCUGCUGGUCACCACGGACCAGCUGCCCACCGAUGCCGACCCCAGCCUGUGGAUGUGGGUGAACCCCAACAUCGUCUGCCCCAUCACUGGAAGCCAGGGGUCGGGGAGACCACGGGCCCGUAGCCUCCGGCCUCCCUCAGGCCCACCGCCCUCUGGCUCCCUGGACUGCUCAGAGGAAGAGGAGGAGGAGGAGGAUGAGCUGCUGCUGACCUCUCCCAGCGAGUGGGAGCUGUCGAGCGCGGACGAGGAGAACGAGGAAGAAGAGGACACCUCCUCCUCACCGUCCCCACCUCCCCACCGGUCCCAGGCUCGGCUCCUGCAGCCGGCCCGCACCCGGGUGGGGGGCGUCUGGCCCCGGCCUCCCCUUAAUUACUGCCACCUGAUCACCCUGGCACUUCGAAACAGCCCUCCCUGCGGCCUUAACGUCCGACAGAUCUACGACUUCACCGGGCAGCACUUCCCUUUCUUCCAGACGGCCCCCGAAGGCUGGAAGAACACCAUCCGCCACAACCUGUGCUUCCGCAGCAGCUUUGAGAAGAGCCCGUGCGGGGCCGGGGGUGCCAGCAGCCCCAGCAGCCCCAGCCGCCCUCGCCCCCGCUCCUGCCUCUGGAGGCUGACAGCCGAGGGCCACCGCAGGUUCGAGGAGGCCGCCCGCGCCCUGACCGCCACCCGGCUCAACUCCAUCCAGCGGAGCAUGAGCCAGCCGGCGAUGAUGCCCUCACUCUUUGAGCUCUGAUUCAGCAAGGGAUGUUGCCGGAGGAGCCUGUUUCUCCUCCCUCCUGCCCCGUCCUGACCAUCGCCAACCUUCUCCCCUUGCCCACCCCCAUUAAAGUUUGUCGCUGGCUUGGUGGAGUGAGAGUCUGUUCUGUAUUUGGGGACCCGACUCCUGGCCCAACCCCUACUCUCUGACCCAGGCGUAAAGCCGAAGACUGCAGACAUGACGGUUCUGGCUCUAGUGUGCGGCACACAGUCUGUGCU
Ornithorhynchus anatinus (platypus) is the source of this 1152-nucleotide messenger RNA. RefSeq names its product forkhead box R1 (gene FOXR1). Bases 89 to 910 code for a protein of 273 amino acids. The transcript is spliced from 5 exons. Gene Ontology annotation, molecular function: DNA-binding transcription factor activity; sequence-specific double-stranded DNA binding. Gene Ontology annotation, biological process: regulation of DNA-templated transcription. NCBI's taxonomy places the organism in Eukaryota, Metazoa, Chordata, Mammalia, Monotremata, Ornithorhynchidae. Gene Ontology annotation, cellular component: nucleus. The record is from RefSeq and is a predicted model, not a curated record.